ACAACUUAAAUCAAGAAAAAUGGACGAGAAAAGCUGAUAAGAGAGUUCAUAGAACCUUUCAGGAAUCCAAGACAGGGGAACCCAAUAUAUGUUCCGUUUGGUGUCAGGGGGAAGAUGGUAAAAUCACCUCAUUGUCGACCAAUUCCAAUAAUAACCAUAUGGGACAUGGUAGCCCUUCUUUGGACAAUCUACAUUAUGAAAAUGAAGGAUUUCGAGGAAAUGGAGCUUCAAGACCAGAAGAAAUAUCUUUCCAGAAUGCUAAUUGUCUUUGCCGACAAAAUCACAAUGAUGAAUACGGAAAGUUCGCAUCGCCCAUCAACAGUAAAUGUAACGAUUUUAACGGAAAAGGUGAAGAUCAUAAAAUUUAUGUUCAGGGCAUCAGUUCGCACGUCACAAAAGAUCAACAAUUUAGUAGCACAGUCGAGGGUGAAAUCUAUACCGAUCCUACAAUGACACCGUGUCAUUUUGUGAUCCCAAACAUUCAAUCUAUUGAAGAAAGAGUUUCGGAAACCAUGUCUCCAAUGCCGAAG
This is a messenger RNA of Funneliformis caledonium, 530 nucleotides long. The record is from the annotation of a GenBank genome assembly. Lineage: Eukaryota; Fungi; Glomeromycota; Glomeromycetes; Glomerales; Glomeraceae.